Messenger RNA from Dentiscutata erythropus, 312 nucleotides. Lineage: Eukaryota; Fungi; Glomeromycota; Glomeromycetes; Diversisporales; Gigasporaceae. The record is from the annotation of a GenBank genome assembly.
AUGACCGGUCGUGGUAAAGGUGGUAAAGGUCUCGGAAAAGGUGGAGCCAAACGUCAUAGAAAGAUUCUUCGUGACAACAUCCAAGGUAUCACUAAACCUGCUAUUCGUCGUCUUGCACGCCGUGGUGGUGUUAAACGUAUCUCGGGCCUUAUUUAUGAAGAAACUCGUGGUGUAUUAAAAGUUUUUCUUGAAAAUGUUAUUCGAGAUGCUGUCACUUAUACCGAACACGCGAAACGUAAAACUGUCACAUCACUUGACGUCGUUUAUGCGCUUAAACGCCAAGGCCGUACUCUUUAUGGUUUUGGAGGUUAA